CUAAUGCGGAUAAUGCCCUGGACACAUUGCGCAGUUGCACAGGUCUCUAUGGAUUUUGGGUUUUCGCAUUUACUGCGCAAAGACAGGGAGGCUGACUUGAGAAGUUCCUUCAACACUUUUUGUCAGGUUUAGUUUUUCCCCCAUUUGUUGAGAAAAUGGUUCACUGAUAUGAUUGAAGUUGUGUGGUUUAACAUACAAAUGGGUAACGACAAAUUUGCUGGACAUUCGAAGAAAAUAGAUUUACCGCGGACGAUGAGAGUGUGCACACACGAACUUCAGACCCAUACUCUCCUCAGAUGACAGGGAGUCUGUCUCACUAAAACAUCAACCAACAUCACUAGGGAGGGCCUGACAGUCGUUUCAAAAUGGAAUCAUUUCAAAAUCCUUAUGGAUCCCCGCUCAACCGCAGCCAAUCGCUGAUGAGUGGUCUGGAAAAGACCCCUCCCACAUGCAACAAGCCCACCCAUUCUCGGAGCAGUAGCACCGCCUCUUCACGUCACUCCCGGAACAUUAAAGACUGGGAGGUGAUGGACGACCUUCAGGUGGACAUGACUUCAGGUGACAAUCCCCAGGACAUGCCCGUCCCAGGGAUCUGUGAGGGCUACCUCCUCAAGAGGAGAAAAUGGCCCCUGAAAGGCUGGCACAAGAGGUACUUUGUGUUGGAAACUGGGAUCUUACGAUACUCCAAAACCCAACAAGAUAUUACCAGGGGAAAGCUCCAUGGUUCAUUAGAUGUCAGCCUUGCAGUCAUGUCGAUCAACAAGAAAUCCAAUCGUAUAGAUUUGGAUGCAGGAGACAUCCUGUAUCACAUUAAGGCCAAGAGUCACGACCUGUUCUACAUAUGGGUAACCAAGCUGAGUGCCCACCGAAUGUUCAAGAAGAACGAGGCUGCCCAUGUGCACAAUGGCUUCCUGCAGGCCUUGACCCAGGGCACCGGUGGAACUGGUCAGUCCCAGACGAAUGACAUGCAGGACGUGUCUUCCUACCAACUCUACCACGGCGCCACUGGCUCUUACACGGGAGAGAUGGCCACGCCAACGCCGUCCGAGUUUCCCCCUGGGGUCAAUCGGAAGGUUUCAGCCUGGUUACAACAGACUCGUGAUCCAGAUAGCUGUGCUCAAGAGCUGAACCGCUGCCAGUUGGACCUGUCUGAGCUGAACAGGCUAGUCCAGAAGCUGCAGAUGUUGGAAGGGGGUCAACAAGCCUUCUCCAAUGGGGAGCUGCAGCGCAUCAUCAGCAUGCAGAAUCUUUCACUUGAGAAACCCAAGAAGUCGAGGUCUGGCAAGAUAUGGGGUCAUUCUCGCACCCUGUCCAGGGUGGAAGCUCUCGGAAUGGUAAGACAGCCUUUUCGUGGGAUUACUAAAUCGCUGUCCUCCAGCCAUCUGAACAGCUCGUCCCAACUGGGUGCGUCUGUCCCCUCCAUCUCAGACUACACUCCCUCCAUCCCCGACUAUGUCUACUCCCAGCUCUCCCCUUCGACCAACACCUCCCUUGAAGGGAAGAAGAUCCAGCAAGAAUUCUGUGCUGUGUCUCAAAGAGUGCAUGCGUCCCUCAAGUCUGUGCAUGAGGCCUUGGCCCAGGAGCGCCUGAGACUGCAGGACACAUACCACCAAUCAACCGCGCUGGCUGAGACCUCGUCUGGGGACCAGUCCCGUCGCACACCCUCAGUGACAGACUCUGCGGCGGAAUAUUUUGAUGCGAGCGACGACGUCCUGAACGGGAGUUCCUCUGAGUCUGGUGAGUCUGGUCUGAGUGACGGGACCACCACCAACUCUGAACCUGAGGAAGGCCAUGCUUCGGCGACUCGCGAGUACCGCGCCAGCAUCUCCAAGGCGCCCAGCAGCGCGGUGCCCAAGAACACGGGCCGCCGCUGCACCCUGCCGGCCCGUUGCCCAGACAAUGCCCACGUGGGCCUGAUGCAGAUCCUCUACAACAACAUCGGCAAGGACCUGUCCCGCGUCUCCAUGCCUGCGGCGCUCAACGAGCCCGUCAACCUGAUUCAGCGGCUGUGUGAGGAGCUGGAGUACUCGGAGCUGCUGGACACGGCCAACAACACACAGGACCCCUACCAGAGGAUGGUCUACAUUGGUGCCUUUGCCAUCUCUGGCUAUGCUACAGCUCACUACCGCAACCGCUACAAGCCCUUCAACCCUCUCUUGGGGGAGACCUAUGAAUGUCACAGGGAGGACAAGGGCUUCCGCUUCAUCAGUGAACAGGUUUGCCACCAUCCCCCAAUCUCUGCAUGUCAUGCUGACUCUGAUAACUUCUCACUGUGGCAGGAUCAGCGGUGGAAGAAUAAGUUCUGGGGGAAGUCUUUGGAGAUCAUGCCAACGGGGAUGGUGAACGUCACUCUACCAAGGUUUGGGGACCACUACGAGUGGAACAAAGUGGUCACCUGCGUCCACAAUGUGUUGAGCCAGCAGCGCUACCUCGAGCACUACGGGGAAGUCGUCAUACGUAACCUCAACAGCAACGCGUGCACCUGCAAGAUCACCUUCGUCAAGUCCCGCUACUGGGGUUCGGACACCAACAAGAACGAGGUGCAGGGCACCGUACUGGACCAGACCGGGAGCGUCAUUCACCGGUUCGGGGGACUUUGGCACGAGGGCAUCUUCUGCGACACCUUUCCUACUCCGCAGUGCGUCUGGAAGCCAAAUCCCCAGCCCAAGGACUACUACUUGUACUACGGCUUCUCCAACUUCGCACUGGAGCUGAACGAGCUCACCCCAGACCUGAAGCCUCUUCUGCCCCCCACCGACUCACGCCUCAGGCCUGACCAGAGGAUGCUGGAGGAGGGUCGGGUGGAUGACUGUGACAAGUUUAAAGAAGAGGUGGAGGAGAGGCAGAGGGAGCGGAGGAAACAACUGGCUAAGAGAGGCGAGGAACACAUUCCACGCUUCUUUAAGAAAGCUGUGGAUUCCUGUGGGAGAGAUGUGUGGUUGACCAAUGGAACCUACUGGAAAAUCAGAGAGAACCCGGGCUUUGCGAACUCAAAGAACCUGGAACUGUGGUGAAUUGCCCAAAUUGCUGGUGCGCUGAGGGAGUCCAGUGACCGUAAUGUCUCACACGGUGAGAAUUGAAGGCCUAUAUGGACUGUCUUCAGGAACCCACCCACCAUCAUCACCCUGUGAUUUGCAAUCCCCAGACAUGGGAAGUCUUUGGAAAAAGUCCGGAAACUACUUAGAACCUUUUGAAUUCAACAGUGAUUAGUCAGGAAGAUAAUUGGUUCCUGGCAUUCCCAGAAAAAGGUUGCUUAACCUGUUCUGUCAGAUGAGAAGGAUCAGGGGUUUUCAUUAUGCCCGGUACUUGAAUUUAGCCCGAUUUAUGCUAAUUGCCCAUUGUGUACAUUUGUUCUCUUGUAAAGAUUUGUGUUGUCUAAGAUUUUCAGGUUUUUCUGGUCAAGACAACAAUUGUUGUGCAUCACGACUUGUGCAUCUUCUCCCAAAUACGUCUCUGCAUGAUUGGUGCAAAUUACGCACAUUUUAUUUGUAGCAGUGGUACUAGAAUUAAAGACUUCUGUCCUACACGAGUA
Esox lucius (northern pike) is the source of this 3532-nucleotide messenger RNA. RefSeq names its product oxysterol binding protein-like 7 (gene osbpl7). Gene Ontology annotation, cellular component: perinuclear endoplasmic reticulum; cytosol; intracellular membrane-bounded organelle. NCBI's taxonomy places the organism in Eukaryota, Metazoa, Chordata, Actinopteri, Esociformes, Esocidae. The transcript is spliced from 21 exons. The record is from RefSeq and is a predicted model, not a curated record. Gene Ontology annotation, molecular function: cholesterol binding. The coding region runs from base 366 to 3014 and encodes 882 amino acids.